AUGCAUAGCUCUUGUUAUGACUCCUAUCAGCAAUGUAUAGGGCCAGACAACUCCACUACCUACUUUACAGCUAUCCUACAGAGUAACAGGGCAGCAAAAGCUAGUGAUAAUAAUAUGCAACUUCAAGCCAGCUGCCGUGGCUCACUUGGAGUCUGCUGGAACCCUCAAGCCCCCAUACAUGUGUCUGAUGGCAGAGGACCCCAAGACACUGUCAGACAGAUAGAAACGCAAGCGAAACUUAAAGAAAUUGCAAAACACAUGUAUCCACAGCUUAAUUACCACCCCCUAAUUCUCACUAGGCACGACCCUUAUGAGUUAGACCCUCAGACAAUGUCUAUCCUAGAAGCCACUUUCUCACUCUUAAACAUCUCUAACCCGAGUCUAGCCCAAGAUUGUUGGCUUUGCCUGCCCCGGCGGACUCCCCGACCCAUCGCCAUCCCCACUGAAAUUAAUAUCAGCAUAACCAAUGACUGCUUACCUUCUUCCCUACUUGACCCCUUCCCCGUUCAAUUCAUUAGCCCAUUCAAUGCCUCAUGCUUUAAAAAUAACCUAACCUCCCAGAAUGACAACAUAGACGUAGGAAUCGUAUCCCUUGCCCAAUGCCACCAGUACAUCAUUAUCAACUCCUCAUUAUGCAGUACCAACACUACUGUUUUUGUCUGUGGAAAUAACCAAGCCUACACUUAUCUACCUCAUAAUUGGACUGGAGUAUGUAUCCUGGCCACCUUACUGCCAGAUAUUGACUUGGUUACAGGAAAAACCCCCAUGCCCAUUCCUAGUCUAGAUUUUGUAGCUGGCAGAUCCAAACGAGCUGUGGCUGUUAUCCCCCUCCUGGCAGGCCUAGGAAUUACAGGCGCAUUAGCUGCCGGGACAGCAGGAUUAGGAGUCUCUAUACACUCCUAUCUUCGACUUUCUCGGCAGCUAAUUAACGAUGUCGAAGCCUUGUCAGGGACAAUCCAGGAUCUGCAGGAUCAGCUAGAUUCCCUAGCAGAAGUGGUGUUACAAAAUAGAAGAGGGUUAAAUCUGCUAACCGCAGAACAAGGCGGCAUCUGCUUAGCCCUACAAGAAAAAUGUUGCUUUUAUGCCAAUAAAUCAGGAAUAGUUCGGACCAAAAUUAAACAGCUCCAAGAGGACCUCGCACGCCGACAAAAAGAACUAGCCGAGAACCCACUGUGGUCAGCACUCCAUGGGUUUCUCCCUUACCUUCUCCCCCUUUUGGGCCCCCUACUAAGCCUCCUCCUUCUUUUUACCGUCGGCCCUAUUAUAUUCAACAAAAUAAUGAACUUUGUCAGAGAUAGAUUAAACACCAUUCAGGUUAUGGUCCUUAGGCCACAGUAUCAGCUCCUCGACAUGGAAAGCGAGCUUAAUUAG
Lynx canadensis (Canada lynx) is the source of this 1371-nucleotide messenger RNA. Its product is annotated as syncytin-1-like. Lineage: Eukaryota; Metazoa; Chordata; Mammalia; Carnivora; Felidae. The coding region runs from base 1 to 1371 and encodes 456 amino acids. The transcript has a single exon. The record is from RefSeq and is a predicted model, not a curated record.